AUGGCUUCGAAACGGAUCUUGAAGGAGCUCAAGGAUCUACAGAAAGAUCCACCCACCUCUUGCAGCGCUGGACCCGUUGGUGAGGACAUGUUUCACUGGCAAGCAACAAUAAUGGGUCCUCAAGAUAGUCCGUACGCAGGGGGAGUAUUUCUAGUCACUAUUCAUUUUCCUCCUGAUUAUCCGUUCAAACCUCCCAAGGUCGCAUUCAGGACAAAAGUUUUUCACCCAAAUAUAAACAGCAAUGGUAGUAUAUGUCUUGACAUCCUAAAGGAGCAAUGGAGCCCUGCCCUGACAAUUUCCAAGGUGUUGCUCUCGAUUUGUUCACUUUUAACGGAUCCAAACCCUGACGAUCCCUUGGUGCCGGAGAUUGCCCACAUGUACAAGACUGACAAGGCCAAGUACGAGCAAACUGCAAGGAGCUGGACUCAGAAAUAUGCAAUGGAUCUCACAGGUGGGAAGCCGGAGAAGGUGAAACCAAACACGGUGGUCCAAGCACGGCGGUCACCUACAGGAUUGAGCGCUAGAUUGCUGGCGUUCGCAGCAGCAUCGCCGAUCGUCCGAGUUCAACGAAAUGAUGUGGAUGGUUGUCGGUUGAGUCAAGGAUGUGUGGGCUUUGAUACUAUUAUUGUGUGUAAUGGCCACCACUCACAACCCAAGACUCGUCGUUCGUCGUGUUCGCAGUAG
Molecule: messenger RNA, 684 nt
Organism: Fraxinus pennsylvanica
Lineage: Eukaryota; Viridiplantae; Streptophyta; Magnoliopsida; Lamiales; Oleaceae
Source: the annotation of a GenBank genome assembly